ACGGAGGGGAGUCAUACCCCGAUUUCGCUUGCUUCCAAUCCUAUUUCCCACUCGGGUUUCCCUUUCAUUGUCUAGUCAUACACUCGCUUCUUCAACAUGGCUAGCCAGAACCCCAGCGACAACCCCGCCUGUGAGGGCGCUGCCCCCCAGACCCUGCCUGACCGCACUCAAACCCCCGCCGAUGGCGAGGCGGGUGAGUCAAAGAACGCCGCCAAAAAAGCCGCGAAGCUCGCCAAAAUGAAGGCCGAUAAGGCUGAUAAGAAGGCCUCGAACAAGGGAGAGAAGGGCAUUGGCAAGCAAGAGGCCAAGAAGGCUUCUAAGAAGAAGGUUGAUGGUGCCGCUUUAAUUGGUAUUGAUGUCUUGAAGGAGGAGGACUUCUCCGGCUGGUAUCAGCAGGUUCUCACCAAGGGUGAUUUGCUGGACUACUACGAUGUCUCUGGUUGUUUCAUUCUCAAGCCUGCGUUGUUCUUCAUCUGGGAGGAGAUCCAGGAGUACUUCAACAAGGCCAUCAAGGGAAUGGGUGUCAAGAACUGCUCCUUCCCUCUGUUCGUGUCUGAGGAUGUCCUGCAGCGGGAGAAGGACCACAUCGAGGGCUUUGCCGCUGAAGUCGCCUGGUGGCUCAACCCCCUCGAGAAGAAGAUUGCCAUUCGCCCUACCUCGGAGACUGUCAUGUACCCCUACUAUGCCAAGUGGAUUCGCAGUCACCGUGACCUCCCUCUUCGUCUCAACCAGUGGAACUCAGUCGUGAGAUGGGAAUUCAAGCACCCUCAACCACUACUCCGCUCGCGAGAGUUCCUCUGGCAAGAAGGUCACACCGCUCACCUGACUGAAGGUGCUGCCCGCGAUGAAGUUCUGAGCAUCCUUGACUACUAUGCCAAGAUUUACCAGGAGCUCCUUGCCGUGCCCGUCGUUAAGGGUCAGAAGACCGAGAAAGAGAAGUUCGCUGGCGGUAACUACACUACCACUGUUGAAGGCUACAUCCCCGCCACUGGCCGUGGUAUCCAGGGUGGUACAUCCCACGGACUCGGCCAGAACUUUAGUAAGAUGUUCGGCAUCACCGUUGAGGACCCAACCGCUACUGUCGAUGAUAAGAAGCCCCCUCUGCACGUCUGGCAGAACUCCUGGGGUCUGUCCACCCGUUCACUGGGUGUUAUGGUCAUGAUCCACAGUGACAACAAGGGUCUGGUCCUGCCUCCUCGUGUGGCUGAGAUCCAGGUCAUCAUCGUCCCUGUCGGUCUCACAGCCAAGACUACUGAGGAGGAGCGCGAGAAGCUCAAUGCCGAGGUCGACGGUCUCGUCGCCGUCCUCGUUGCUGCCGGCGUCCGUGCCGACAGCGAUAAGAGCAGCUACUCCCCUGGCUGGAAGUUCAACCAGUACGAGCUCCGCGGUGUACCUCUGCGCAUUGAGUUUGGUCCCGGCGAGUCCGCCGGUCACUUUGUUACCACCGCCCGCCGUGAUAUCCCCGGCAAGGAUGGCAAGGGCAGCAUCCCCAUCGCCGAGCUGGCUACUGGCGUUCCAGCUCUCCUUGAGACCAUCCAGUCUGACCUGUACAACCGCGCCGACGAGCAGUUCAAGGCUCACCGCAUCAAGAUCACCAAGUGGGAUGACUUUGUUCCUGCUCUGAACAACAAGAACAUCUGUGUCAUUCCCCACUGCUUGGCUGAGGAUUGCGAGGACCAAAUUAAGGACAUGAGUGCCCGCAAGGCCGAGGAAGACUCCGGCGAGGCUGAGGAUGCUAAGGCCCCCAGCAUGGGUGCUAAGUCGCUCUGCAUUCCUUUCGAGCAACCCGAGGGUCUUGAGCAAGGUGUCACUCCCUGCUGCAACCCCAAGUGCCAGCGUCUUGCUGAGAAGUGGUGCAUGUUUGGCCGCUCUUAUUAAGAUAUUGCAUUG
This is a messenger RNA of Penicillium verrucosum, 1890 nucleotides long. RefSeq names its product proline--tRNA ligase. Gene Ontology annotation, cellular component: aminoacyl-tRNA synthetase multienzyme complex; cytoplasm. Gene Ontology annotation, biological process: prolyl-tRNA aminoacylation. NCBI's taxonomy places the organism in Eukaryota, Fungi, Ascomycota, Eurotiomycetes, Eurotiales, Aspergillaceae. The record is from RefSeq and is a predicted model, not a curated record. The transcript is spliced from 5 exons. The coding region runs from base 97 to 1878 and encodes 593 amino acids. Gene Ontology annotation, molecular function: proline-tRNA ligase activity; ATP binding.